Messenger RNA from Alosa alosa (allis shad), 1025 nucleotides. RefSeq names its product tumor necrosis factor receptor superfamily member 14-like. Gene Ontology annotation, cellular component: external side of plasma membrane. The record is from RefSeq and is a predicted model, not a curated record. Gene Ontology annotation, biological process: positive regulation of cytokine production involved in immune response; positive regulation of T cell migration; defense response to Gram-negative bacterium. The transcript is spliced from 6 exons. Gene Ontology annotation, molecular function: protein binding. The coding region runs from base 124 to 780 and encodes 218 amino acids. NCBI's taxonomy places the organism in Eukaryota, Metazoa, Chordata, Actinopteri, Clupeiformes, Clupeidae.
CUUUCGUUUCGCUACUGGUACGAGCAGCAGUGACAAAUCCGAGGAACAGAAGCAUCAGCUAAACAGAAGGACAUGGGGUUUUGGAUAGCAUCCUUCAGUCACAGACCAAAUAGAAGCUGACAAAUGAAGGGGUUGCAGUUUAUUUUUAUUUUGUUGAUGACUGUCAACCUCUGUGACCUUGUCUUCUCCGCCUGUGGUCAAGCUGAGUACUUCAUAGGAGAAGAGUGCUGUCCUAUGUGUGGCCCUGGGUACUAUGUACACAUACACUGCGCUGAAUAUAGAAGCACGACAUGUGUGCCAUGUCCCCAGUCUACUUUCACUGAUGAACCAAAUGGACUUGCUUCCUGCAGAUCAUGCAGCGUUUGUGACCAAACUGCAGGUGUAAGAGUGAAGAGGGCGUGCAGCUCCACCUCAGACACACUCUGUGAGCCUCUGGAAGGUCACUACUGCACUGACCCAAUCAAAGAUGGCUGCAGAGGAGCUGUGGAACACACAAAGUGCUCACCAGGACAGUACAUCAAACAGCCAGGCAAUGCAUAUUCAGAUGCUGUGUGUAGUGACUGUGUAGGUGCCACAUACUCAAAUGGAUCCUUCACAUCCUGCAGACCACACACAAGGUGUGAAUCUCUGGGACAUGUCUUGAAGAAGCCAGGAACACACACAGAUGAUGCUGAAUGUGAAAUCCGACGUCAUCACAUGGUGUUAUUGGCAAACCUGAUCUUCGUUUGUAUCUUUUUUGUUGUGUUAACCAUUGUCAUGGCAGAGAAAACAAGAAACUGAAACUGUUACAUUUGUAUUCUCUAGCGCUAGCGUGGCGGUCACAUAGGACUUGAGUUUUUUUUCUUCCAGAUUUUUUAGGGGUCCAAAGAGCGAAGCUGCGGGAACUCUAUUGUUUUUGUUCUGAUUAUUAACCCUUCUUCUUAUUUUUCCGCAGCAAUACCAUAUAUGUAGGGUGGCCGGGGAGUGUCACAACACAACACAAAUACAAAAGCCGACAACACAAAUGCAAAUCCCCACAACACAAA